AACUGAGCAUUCGGGGGAGAAUGGCCUUGGUCAGGGAGGUGACCAAAAACCCGAUGGUCACUCUGACAGAGCACCAGAGUUCCUCUGUGGAGAUGGGAGAACCUUCCAGAAGGACAACCAUCUUCUGUCAUGGAGUGGAGCCCUUAUCAAUUCCUUUCUCUGUCUCUUAUCACCCAGAAUUGCACUGCAGUGACAGAAGGUAUUUCAAUGGAGCAUCCACCUCCUCCACCACCAGGACCACCUACAGCUGCCUCGGGGGCCAAGCAAGAAGAAGCUGUACCAGGCCAUAGCGGCAGGAAAGACCUCUGCCAAGGGGGAUCACGCAGAGGCCCGGUGCUGCUCAGUCAGAGGGAGAGCAGAUGUGGUCUGGUGGCUCUAUGGAUGGCAGAUCACCUACCACAGCCCCCUCAGUGUUUCCAUGGAGACCAUAGUCCAGACAACAAUGGACAGGGGCUACACAGUACAGGGGAGAUGUUCUCAGGUGUCUUGUUGGGUCUAGACCAGGACAACGUGAGCAGAGAGUACACUCAGUCUGAUCCCACCCUGCCCUGGCUACUCCUGCCCCAGGACAGCACCUCAUGCCCAUGCCCCUGUCCCACCGUGGAGGCAAGAGAAGCUUACGUUCUGGCAAAGCAGGGUAAGAGCCUGCGCUACCAGCUGUGGAGCCUGGACAAGGUGGCCCAAAGCAAUGCCCAGCUGAGGGAGAUAGAUCCCCAGAGGGCUGGGGACUGUACCCAGUGUGUGGUGCCCAAAGGAGGGGUGGAGGCCGGGCUGGCAGGCCAGGUUGUGUUGCUCCACACUGGGGGACAGACUCAGUGAUCAUGGGCCUUCUCUCCUGGAACACUGUUAUGAUACAGUUGGAGACUCAUUGGCCUGGACACAGGAAAACAUGACAGUCUAUAAUACUGUAAGUAGAGGACAUGUUGAAAGGGUCUUAGGAUGCUUUCCUGGGUUGGCAUUCAUUUCUUCUGUAGGACACCGGAGGAUGAUCAUAAGACAGUUCUUAUGUCUACUACUUAUCAGAAUGAAGAGUUUGAAUGUGAAGUUUACCUUUGCAAAGAUCUGUGGCUCCUCCAUGGCUCCUGUUUUCCAGGGUCUGAAUAGACCCUGUGCCUUACUGAAAUGUUUGAUUCACUUCACAUGGUCAAACUGGCCUCAUUAUCCACAGUGUAUUUUUUUACCUGCGUUCUCUGUUUGUCUGUUGCCAGUUCGUCUUGUCUUGUCAGGUCUUACCAGGGUGUUUUCCUGUCUCCCUGCUUUCUCAAGUUCUGUUUUCCCGGCUCUGACCAUUCUGCCUGCCCUGACCCUGAACCUGCCUUGCGUUCUAUACCUGCCUGACUCUGACCCAUUUACAAACCUCUCCCUGUCCUGACCCCAAGCCUGCUGGCUGUUCUGUUUCUUUUUGACUCUGCCCUGGAUUACGGACCUCUGCCUGCCUUUGACCUGUCUUUUGCCUGCCCCCUGUUUGGAUCAAUACACAUCUGUGACUCUAGCUGUCUGCAUCUGGGUCUUAUCCUGAGUUCUGAUAGUACAAACUGGCCUUGACUGACCCUGCAAGGAGCCACCAUUGGAAGACACAAGGAGUUACUGCAAUGUCUUAUGGAGGGACUUCGUACCCUGGCAGAACGCCAUGAUCAGGCGUUCGAUAUAUUGCUGGCGCAAUUCCGCGGAUUCCCCACUGGGCAGCGGGUCACACCUGUAUUCUCCCAGCCUAGCCCAGUGUCCAGAGAACCCCGCUUACCACCUCCGGAGUGCUACGCUGGAGAUUCUGGAACCUGCCGGGCUUUUCUCUCCCAGUGCUCCCUCAUUUUCGAUCUGCAGCCUUCUUCGUUUCCCUCGGACCUCUCGAGGAUAGCGUACCUCAUAACGCUGAUGUCCGGGAGGGCACUCGCCUGGGCUACGGCGGUGUGGGAGCAACAGUCCACCAUCUGCCUCAGUCUGGAGGAGUUUGUGGCGGAAAUUCGGAAGGUGUUUGAUUCUCCGUUGUCUGGGAGAGAGGCUGCUCGUAAGCUUCUCCAGCUACGUCAAGACUCCAGUAGUGUGGCAGACUACGCAGUGCAUUUUCGCACAUUGCCUGCUGAGUGCCUGGAACCCGGAAGCAUUGUUAGACAGGUUCCUUCAUGGAUUAUCAGAGGUGAUCGAAGAUGAGCUCGCAACCCGGGAGCUCAUGAACCUUGACUCCCUCUUAGCCUUGACCAUCCGAAUCGAUGGGCAGCUUCGAGAAUGUAGCAGGGAGAGGGAAUCUGUGCCCUGUCGCCCUCGUUCGCCCUCGAUUCCACCCUUACUCCAAGGGAUCUCGGAGACCCCCGAAGUCUACUUGUCUAAGUGAACCCGACGUCACCUGAGUUCGCUCGGGAAUAACCAAGGGCUGCCGACUCGCCUCCUUCGGAGUCCAUGCACCUGGGCAGUGCUAGGUUGACUCCGGCUAAGCUCUUACACUGACUCCACACCCAGAGCUGUCUAUAUUGUGGAGCUACAGGACAUUUCUUAGCUACCUGCCAUUAAAAACCCAGGCUCAUCAAGAAGGGGUGAGUACUCUGGUGGGCCAUAACUUGGAUGCUGGUGGGCCUUGACUUAGGAUCACACUACUGGCUGUAAACGAAUGAAUGAUGCGCGUUCAGAGCAAAACUGACUAUCCAAGGCUCAGAGCAAAACUGACUAUCCAAGGCUCAGACAAUCGUUCACUUAACAACAGAAUGCAGCACGCUACUGAAGAGAGAAGAGACAACCAAUUUGCUAGUUACAGCAUCAGCGCCUCAUGAGCUGUAACCGAAAAACAACUGGCAUUUGGAUAGUUUGAGGUGAGGGAGAAAAUGUGGUGGAACAAGUAUUGUUAGCAUUAAGUAAUGCUAUCUUGCUAGCUGGAUCGAAUUCUCCAUUAGCUAGCCAGAGAAAUGUUGAGCAACAUUUGCCAGCUUAACUGAUUGAGUUUAUGGUGUGAAAAUUAGCUGGCUAAUAAAGUCAGACAGCUAACGUUAGCUAGCUAACGUUACAACAUCAGAUGAGCUAACAUUAGUAACCUAACCAAUUUGCUGUAGUAUUAAUUGGUAUACGACUCCUUGCCGUUCCUCAAGUUAUAACGCGUUAGUUGCUUACUGGACCCUGGCAAUCUGUGUGAAAUGUUGACUAGUUAACUAGCUAACAAACUAAUGUUUAACCUCUACAGUAUGUGAUUA
Molecule: messenger RNA, 3176 nt
Organism: Salmo salar (Atlantic salmon)
Lineage: Eukaryota; Metazoa; Chordata; Actinopteri; Salmoniformes; Salmonidae
Source: RefSeq, a predicted model, not a curated record